UUUUUUUUUUUUUUUCAAUUUUAUAUUUUUACUUUUUCCAGGGUCCCCGGCUGGUUUCUGGACACUGGUUAAUUCUGUUAGUAUUGGACGUGUUCGCGGUUGUGCGCUCCUUCUAUAUUCUCUACUACGGAGAAUAAUCAUUACAGGAAGGGAGUAAAGAGAAUUGGAUUUUACAGUGGUCUUCUCUUGCUGUGCAAAGACACACUCCGACCACCGCAUUCAUUCACAACUUCAAUACUACCUGUCACUCGAGAGUCACUGCAUUCGUCGCUGAUAACGCUCAUUCCGAUCAUCUUCCAUUCCUUCUGCUGUCAUCGCUAUUUCUCCACUGUUUGAGAUCGUCCAGCAUUGCUGUGUCCAAUUUUGAUACGUCAACUCGACCCGCAACGAUAAAAAAGGCGAAACCCAGAGGGUUUAUAUUCUUAGUUAACCUACGAUUCACGACAAACCAACAACCAUGACCAGCCUCAGUCGUGCGUUCACCAAACGCCACAAGCGUCCCGAGGUGUCUGCCCCUAUGCCCUACCGUGAGGGUCAAGUCAAGUUCUCGUCGGGCACUAUUAAACGGGGAAAGAUAUCGGGCCCUGUGCAAUUGGUUUCGACCACCAACAUGCUGGCUUACAAUGCGCCCGAUCUGGGCUCUGCAACAUCAUCUUCAUCCUCGUCCAUACGAUCGCCAGACGACUCGGAGAUGUCGUUCUCCCAGCAGAGCUUCGGAACGCCCAUCACUUCGCCAGAUGACUCGUCCCGGGAUGUUUCGCCCAUCGAGCCGAAUCAAGCAUCAUAUUUCCCCAAACAACAAUUUAUUCCCAAGCGAUCGGCGACAACAGUCAGCCACACUCGGUCAUCCACUUCGACUACUUCUUCUACAGAUGCACCAAUGGUCCCAAGACGGGCGCUAUCGCACACCAAACGAUCCCAUCAGGAGUUGGCCCGGCAGCGUUCGAUUUCAAGGCUAGAUCCUCCGCCACUGAACGUCUCUCGCACCCCGUCAGUUCGUCAAGCACCCGAUCCGUCCUUCAAGACGGAAGCGCAUCCAUUUGGCAAGGAGCUGGAGCAGGUGAAUGAGGUGGCUGAGGAGUUUGGUGGCACCACCCGGCGACUUGACGAAGAAGAAGCUGUUUUGCUCAGCAAGGGCCUCAGGAAAUUCACCGUAGACGAUUAUCUCGUCGAGGUGAAUGAUCUGUACGGAAGCAUUUUCGACGACCAGCUGGGGCCAAUCAGUGUUGCUCAUUGGCUGUGAAUCGUCGGAUCCGGAAUCGGAAUGUCGCUCAAUACGGAAGAGGAGAACAGGCUAUUUUCCCUUCCUGUCAGGCGUCAUCAGUGUACACCACCGUGUGACUUUUCCACUCGUUUUUCAUUUGUACAUGUUUUUUAUGCUAUUUAAUUGUUCUGUGUUCGUUUUGUUAUAUACCAUUUGGGUACUUGACUGAUUACCCCUGCGUUUGUUAUCGGAUCGGUGGCCUUUUCUGUUUUUGUUAUUUAUCAAUGGGAUUACGGAACAUUUACGAGACAAAGAUAUCUGGCGUGAAUGGAAAUGGACUGAAUUGUAUUUGAAGUAAUUAUAUUGAAAUCAUAAUAUUCCGUAGUGAAGUCGCAAUAAUUACAUAGGGUGGGAAACCAUGUGGC
This is a messenger RNA of Aspergillus ruber CBS 135680, 1629 nucleotides long. RefSeq lists its product as uncharacterized. The transcript has a single exon. The coding region runs from base 458 to 1243 and encodes 261 amino acids. The record is from RefSeq and is a predicted model, not a curated record. NCBI's taxonomy places the organism in Eukaryota, Fungi, Ascomycota, Eurotiomycetes, Eurotiales, Aspergillaceae.